UUGUGCCGUUGGUCAUCCCCUAUUCAACUCCAUUAAAUUUGCAUGCGUCGCCGGACACCAGACUGUGUUUCAAUGACGUCAUUUAAGUUCAGCCCUUUCUUCUGAAGUUAGCUCUACUGAAUAUCGCAGAAUCUCUCUUCGUUGUAAUCCACAACCUUGACAGACAGUCGCGGACAAAUUUUCAGACGAGAGGGCGGCGGCGGUUCCAUCGGGCGCGCCCAUUAAUGCCGUUGUCUGUGUGUGGCGUCAGAGAGAGGACUGCCAUUCGGAAAAUCGUGUUUAGAGUGUUGUUCUGGUCUUUCUGAUCACCUGUAUACUGAAGAUACGAAGCUGUGACGGUCUGCGGAAUUUUUGCUCUCCUCUGCUCGUCAGCGCGUUUCACUUUCAGUUCAACGAGUUCGCCCAAGGGUGAACGCAGCGUACGCUUGGUGCCGUCACGGGGUUGUGAUCUUUUGUGGUUUACGUGCGUCGGAUCCUGGGCAGGCAUUGUUGUGCCAUAUCAGCUGGAUUCCAUCAGCACUUACCAUGAGUAAAAAGUGUGGAAAGUGUGCGAAGACUGUCUACCCAACAGAGGAGCUCAAGUGCCUAGACAAAGUAUGGCACAAGGGCUGCUUCCGCUGCUGGGAGUGUGGCAUGGCUCUCAACAUGCGGAACUACAAAGGAUUCAACAAGCUGCCAUACUGUGAGGCGCACAUACCGAAGCCGAAGGCGACGACGGUGGCCGAGACCCCGGAGCUGGCGCGGAUCGCUGAGAACACGAAAAUCCAGAGUAACGUCAAGUACCAUGCCGAGUUCGAGGCGGCCAAGGGCAAGUUCACCACGGUGGCCGACGACCCCGAGACGCUGCGCAUCAAGCAGAACACGAAGAUCAUCAGCAACGCCGCCUACCACGGCGACCUGGAGAAGAAGGCCGACAUGGACCAGCGGCGCCACCUGACGGGCGAGGACGGCGACCCAGCCGCCUCCCAGCCCGCUAUCGCGCCGCCGGCCUCGCGCGCCGACAAGCCGCCGGCCGCCGCCGCCGCCGUCUCGCACGCGCACGCCGCCCGGCUCAGCAACAACAACUACGGCGGCGCCGGCGUGUCGCCCCACUCCGCGCGCGGCUCGCAGGCCGCCACCACCAUAUACACGUCCCAGCACGGCGCAGUGAACGCGCCGCCUGCCCAGCGCGUCGGAUCGAUUCAGGAGUACGACCCGGUCAACGACCAGUACGGCUCGCUGGGCUCGCGUUACGCCCAGCAGGCUCCGCAGCAGCAGCACUACCAGCAGGCGCCUCCGCAGCAGUACCACCACCAGCAGCAGCACCAGCAGCACCAGCAGUACCAGCCACAGCCGUACCGGCAGCCGCAGCAGUAUCAGCAGCAGCCACAGCAGCCGUACGGCGGGUAUCAGCAGCAGCAGCAGCAGCAGCAGCAGCAGCAGCAGUACGGGUACCGGCAGGACCACGGCGGCUACCGUUCUCAGCAGCGCUGCUACCGGGCCAUGUACGACUACGACGCGGCCGACCUCGACGAGAUUUCGUUCCGCGACGGCGACCUGCUGGUCGGCUGCCAACCGAUCGACGACGGCUGGAUGACGGGCACGUGCCAGCGGACCGGCCAGCGCGGCAUGCUGCCCGCCAAUUACGUCGACCCCGUCGACCUGUGAGCCGCACCGGCGCCGCAGGGGUCGGGGAAGG
Messenger RNA from Pollicipes pollicipes, 1678 nucleotides. It is a transcript of the gene Lasp, whose product is annotated as LIM and SH3 domain protein Lasp. The coding region runs from base 526 to 1647 and encodes 373 amino acids. The record is from RefSeq and is a predicted model, not a curated record. Gene Ontology annotation, molecular function: actin filament binding. Gene Ontology annotation, cellular component: focal adhesion. The transcript has 8 exons. Lineage: Eukaryota; Metazoa; Arthropoda; Thecostraca; Pollicipedomorpha; Pollicipedidae.